UCUCUCUCUCCACCAAUUAGAAAAGAUUAUAGACCAAGAAUUUCGGACAUUGCAUCAAAUUUUGUUAGUCUUCAAGGCAAUCCUAAAGUUAUGGAAGCGCAUCAACACCAAAAGAACAGAGAAAACUAUGUGGAAAAGCAAAUUGAAGAAGGAGUAGUAGCACAGUUAAGGCAAGAAAAUAAAGAAGACCAAGCAACAAAACAAUCAUCAUCAUCAUCACCACCACCAACAUCCCCAUCUUCACAACCUUCAGCGUCCUCCUCUCCUUCUCAUGAAUUCUCCUUCACGAUCUCUCUCAACUCUUCCUCCACCACAUUCCCUCCUAAAUCCAAAGCUCCACCUUCACUUGCAGUUGAUUUAUCUCCUGCUGAUGACAUCUUCUUCCAUGGUCACUUGCUUCCUCUCCAUUUCUUAUCACACUUCCCUGCAUCACCUCGCUCUUCCACCAACUCCAUGGACAGCUUCACCCUCCCCAUUAGAGAGUUAUUAGAAGAUGAAAAUCGUAGCAGCAGCAGCAGCAAUAGCAAUAGGAACAACGUCACCAUAGACUGCAAUAAAAGCAGCAAAAGAGAAGGCAACAACAACAAUACUAGAGGAACAAACGUAGAAGCUAAGUCCAAGUCCAAGUCCAAGUCAACUUUUUGGUUAUUUGGGUUUACAAAAGGGCGCAAAGGGUGUCAUAAAGUUAGAGAUAAGGAAGAUAAAGAGAAGCACAAGAAGAAGCUCAGUUUUGAAGUGAUCCAUGCAAUAAAAAAGUACUUAAGAAUGGUCCAGCCUCUAAUGCUUUUCAGAGGAAAAAGAGAGAAAAUUCGAUUCCGUGGACAGGGUUAUUCUUACUCAGGGAAUGUAACUCCGAGAAAUAAGAAAGAAUUGAAGGGUUGGAGAGGAGAAUAUUCAGCACCAGCAUCAAUGAUAACAUCUCCAACAAACAGUGGUCUUUUACUUUCAACCACUGUUCUUCCUCCUGCUAGUGAUAGCACCGUGCAAGAGUUGCAGGCAGCCAUUCAAGGUGCAAUUGCUCACUGCAAAAAUUCUAUUGCAAAAGAAGAGAACCUCAAAUGCUGAUUGGUGGAUAGGAGGGGAUUUUAUUUUAUUUUAUUUUAUUUUAUUUUUUUCUAUCAUUGAUUUCCUCUGUGGUAUAAUAAGUAAUUAAAAUUGUGUAGAUAAAAAUGUAUUACUAUAAUGGGAUGAAAAAAGAAGCACAACUUGAAAUAAUAUAUUAAAGAAGAUUAAUAAUUUGUGUCAUAGAUCUAGACCA
This is a messenger RNA of Gastrolobium bilobum, 1258 nucleotides long. Its product is annotated as BRI1 kinase inhibitor 1-like. NCBI's taxonomy places the organism in Eukaryota, Viridiplantae, Streptophyta, Magnoliopsida, Fabales, Fabaceae. Gene Ontology annotation, molecular function: kinase inhibitor activity. Gene Ontology annotation, cellular component: plasma membrane. The record is from RefSeq and is a predicted model, not a curated record. The transcript has a single exon. Bases 91 to 1065 code for a protein of 324 amino acids.